Molecule: messenger RNA, 1121 nt
Organism: Populus euphratica (Euphrates poplar)
Lineage: Eukaryota; Viridiplantae; Streptophyta; Magnoliopsida; Malpighiales; Salicaceae
Exons: 1
Coding region: 230-1063 (277 amino acids)
Source: RefSeq, a predicted model, not a curated record
CUUCCAUUUCAUUCUUCAUAUUAGAACACAACGAAACAAAACUCUAGACUUCUGUGGUGAAAGAAAAUGAAUCCCCAAGCACAACAACACCUCACUCAAAAACUCUAACCCAACAAAAUCGACAUGGAUAUAGAAAUGAAAUAAGAAACCCUCCCUUCUUCUUGUUUUUAAUUUUCAUUUUUCAAGAGAGAGGAUCCAAUUGGUUUGCAGGUCGGCUUGUCCUCCUUCAAUGGCGAGCGGGUGGAUUAAGUCCUUACAAUGUAAGUCGAGAGCAUUUGAUGAUGUUUUUAACCCCAACCCGAAACACUUGUUACCCAGCUCCAGUUGCAGAAAAAACUCUUCAAAAAUGACUAAAGAUGUCAUUAUUGAAGCCAAAGCCAAGAGAUCAAAACCUAAACACCAUCUUUUUAAUCAUAACCAACAAAAACCCACCUCAAACCCCGUUUCGACACCCCCACCACGUCCUCGUUCAACCCGGAACACUGACCCCGUUUUCCCUGCCCUCACCGAGCUGCCUGACGGACAUCCUUCAAGAAAUGUGGUGGAUAUCAUCUUUCACACCAGUUGGAGCAAUAAAUCAUUCCCGGGUCGAAUCGAGAUGAUUUUCAAAGUGCAAAACGGGCCGAGAACGGUUACCCGCUUUGAAGAAUAUCGAGAAAUUGUUAAAACCCGGGCCGAGCUAACAGGUGGAACGACGCGGGAGGAAAACGCAAGGUGUGUCGCGGAUGGAAACGAGAUGAUGCGGUUUUAUUGCUUGGGUCCCGCUGGAGGUGUACAUGAAGCGCGUGGUGAUGCGUGGGUUUUCCCUGGAGGAAAAGGAGCAAGGGUUUGCACGUUUUCCGGCAGCGGAGGCGCUCAUGAGAGCGCUGGUGGUGGUAUAGGACGGAGAGCAAUGCUUGUCUGUCGGGUCGUAGCAGGUCGGGUUACGAAGCAAGUCGGGUUUGGUUCAUUGAUUGAUGACUGUCGGGUCGGGUUUGACUCGGUGAGUGGGGAUAACGGCGAGUUGAUGGCAUUUGAUGGUCGUGCGGUGUUGCCUUGUUUUCUUAUUAUCUAUAAAUUGUAAAAAUACCUUGGAAAUUAUUUUCUUUUCAUUUAUUUUUUGGAAGUGCUUUUCUUUUAAA